Schistocerca cancellata (South American locust) is the source of this 1057-nucleotide messenger RNA. RefSeq lists its product as uncharacterized. Gene Ontology annotation, biological process: sodium ion transport. Bases 326 to 1057 code for a protein of 243 amino acids. The transcript is spliced from 8 exons. Gene Ontology annotation, cellular component: membrane. NCBI's taxonomy places the organism in Eukaryota, Metazoa, Arthropoda, Insecta, Orthoptera, Acrididae. The record is from RefSeq and is a predicted model, not a curated record. Gene Ontology annotation, molecular function: sodium channel activity.
UGAAGAAGAUGAGGUGAUAAAAGUCUCAUCCUUUCUGGAAAAUCUAGUCCAUCCUAGAGCUAAUUAUUGCAUCAGCUGCAUAACUUCUUGCAACAGUUGUCCUAAACAAGGAUACUCAACUUUAGUGUCCAAGUUGUCUGCUUCAUGUGACGAUACAUUCGUGGAAUGUAAAUGGCGAGGACAGGCUUUCAACUGCUGUCAGCAUUUCCAUCCCCUACGGACACCCUGGGGGCGCUGCUUUAGUCUCAACUCACGUCAAACAAAAUCUAUUGAACAAGUACAACUAUUUACUGUCAAUCACAAUGAGAGAAAUAAUAUACUAGAGAUGAAGUAUAAGAGACCUGUCAAGCUACAUCUUCAUGAUCCUUAUGACAUUGACUUUUCAAAGCCAUUAGCAAACACAAAACGUGCACAAAAUAUUGAAGGAAGUGUUACCAUGGGUCACAAAUUACAAGUCAUAUAUAAGUUUCGUAACAUAGAUAUUCAUCAGUCUGCAUGGGAACUGAAAAGAAAUCAGAGGGGAUGUACAUUGCCACGAGAAAUUGAUCUCAGAUACUACAGAGAAUAUAGUCUCUCAGCAUGUUUAGCUUCAUGUGAAGUUAAAAAUCAAAUGUGGUUCUGCAAUUGCUCUCACCAUCUGCUGUCUCCAAAUAGGAAAGUCAAAGAAUGCAAUUUUGAAGGUCUUCAUUGUUUAGAUACUUACUUUGGUGUUAAUGGAAAAGAAAACAGGAAAAAAUAUCAGAAACGAAAGAUAAGAUGUCAAUGCCUGCCAGCUUGCCAAGGUACUGAAAUAAGUACAGUGUACGAAGCUGUCACCAGCACAGGUGACCAGAAUAUCUCUUCAGAAUUACAGUUAACAACAGCAGCAACAGAAAAAAUUACCAUGCACUCAAGGUUAAGAAUGGUGGAUUUUCUUGUUGCAGUGGCAUGCCUUACUAGACUUUUUACUGAACUCACUUUGUACGAUGUUGUUGUCAUCCUCUUCAGUGGAGCAAGGUCCAUUACACGUCAUCUAAAGAACAGUUUUACUAAAAGAGCAUCUAUACGUAUUUCUUGA